Messenger RNA from Aspergillus pseudonomiae, 1672 nucleotides. Its product is annotated as alpha/beta hydrolase. Bases 303 to 1217 code for a protein of 304 amino acids. NCBI's taxonomy places the organism in Eukaryota, Fungi, Ascomycota, Eurotiomycetes, Eurotiales, Aspergillaceae. The record is from RefSeq and is a predicted model, not a curated record. The transcript has 3 exons.
AAUUAUGCAUAAGAAUUAAAAAAAGUAAAAUAAGUAAUUCGAAAGUGAUCCAAUAAGACAGGCGGUUCAGAAAGCCGUGCAUAGAACUUAACAAACGGUUGUCGCGGAUUGGCGGCUAGAAUCCACCGAAGGGGGCCUUAAAACGACCAAGGGUGGGUGGCCUUGAACAACUAUGGGUGGCCUUAAAGGACCUUUAAGAACGCCAGGACCUUUACAUCUUUGGAAGUCCCCAACAUCGUCUCAGCUCUUCCCCUUUGAAGAUACACUCGAAUCCUCCCGAUCACGCUGAACUACGACCCAACAUGCCUCACGAAAACAUCGAAUUCCAAACGGCCGACCAUGUCACUUUGCGAGGAUGGUUCUUCCGUUCUUCAACAAAGCCAUCAGAAACAAGGCUGCCAUGUCUUGUGAUGUCUCACGGGUUCUCCGCCCUGAAAGAAAUGGACCUUGACACGUUUGCGGAAUAUUUCACCCAGAACCUGCCCAUCUGCUGUCUAGUAUAUGACAAUCGAGGAUUCGGCGACAGUGACACCAAGGCAGGCCAGCCUCGCCAUGAGAUCCUCCCGAGUCAACAGACAAGCGAUAUUUCCGACGCCAUCACGUACGCGCAGUCUCGCGCCGACGUUGAUCCCGACCGCAUCGGCAUCUGGGGCAGUUCUUACAGCGGGGGCCAUGUGCUGUGGGUUGGGGCAGUUGACCGGCGCGUGAAGGCGGUGCUCUCGCAUGCUCCGUUCGCAGAUGGAUGGACGAAUAUGAAUCGGCUCAUUCGGCCCGAUAUGGUGGAGGCAGUGAACAAGGGGUUUCAAGAAGACAGACUAGCCCGCGCCGCAGGCAAACCCCCUGUGAUGAUGAAAGUGGUGGAUAAAGACCCCCUGAAACCAUCUGCCCUCCCCACUCCAGAUAGCUAUCAGUUCUUUAGUGCGUGGGAAGCCAAGUCUAACUGGAAAAAUGAGGUCACGCUGAAAAGUCUCGAGGCGGCUCGCGAGUAUUAUCCUUCAGCGCAUAUUCAUCGCAUCUCGCCAACCCCGCUGUUGAUGACUGUGGCAGAGAAUGAUGUCAUCACUCCCACUGACAUUGCUCUGGAGGCGUAUUCUCGGGCUCGGGAGCCAAAGAAAUUGCAUAUCUUCCCCGGUGGCCAUUUUGAUGGUUAUUCCGGUAAAGGCUUCGAACGCAUUGCAUCAGCUCAAGCGGAAUUUCUGAAGGAGUAUCUGGUUUGACACCUUGUUAUUGUGAAUUCGUGAGUGAGAUUAAUGGGAAAUAGUGCAAUGCUUCUCUUCUGGAUGAGUCCUGAGGCCCUUCUAGCAAAACAAAGCAGAAGGGCUGGAUAGCAGAGACAACAAAGAGACUACUAUUCUGCACAGGUCAUUGUAGAGAACGUAAGAUAGAUACAGUAGCGCCUAAGUCGAAAUUGGCUUUUGUUUACAAUGAAGUGGUUCUGGACCGCCCAUAGUCCAUACAACCAUAAUAAAAUAGCUAUGUUUAUAGGACCCCUACGCCACGUGCCAUUUCAAUAGUAUAGCACGAAUAUAGAAGAUCCAAAGGAAAGAAGCAGUGAGUGGUACAGUACAGCACCAUAUAUGGUGUUGCGUAAACAAUUCAUUGAUGGGACCAAAGGAGUGUCCGCUCGAUAUGUAUAAGAAAUCAGAGUAUUCAUCAGGCGGACCAAGGCUUC